UCGUAUUUCAAUUUUUAAAGUUUCAAACAAAAAAAAUAAGAAAGUACCUAUAUUUUUUUUGUCAUACACUUAAUUCUGAGUUUCUGACUUCUACUUCAUUAUUUUCGUUCUUUGUAAUUAUUUAAAUUCUAUCUAUCAAUAUUCAAUACCUACAGUUGGGCAAACACGCAGUUGGAUUUUGAGCGAAAUAUUAGCAAACAAAAGUACAUACCCAAUUAGUAAAUCUACUAAUCUAGAUCUAAUAAAAUGGCAUUAAAAUACAUCCGUCAAGCAGUUAAACUAGUGUUAGUUCGUGAGAAAUGUGAUAUAGAUAUUCAGAGAAUGAUAAGUACAACUAGGGCAUCAAGAAUAGGUAUGAUUCCUAUUGUAGUGGAACAAACAGGGAGAGGCGAAAGAGCAUACGAUAUUUACUCAAGGCUUCUCCGUGAAAGAAUUAUUUGCUUAAUGGGCCCAAUCAAUGAUGAAAUAAGUUCACUGGUAGUUGCUCAACUUUUAUUUCUCCAAUCUGAAUCAAGUAAGAAGCCAGUUCAUUUAUAUAUUAAUUCUCCAGGUGGUAAUGUUACUGCUGGACUUGGCAUUUAUGACACAAUGCAAUAUAUUACUCCACCAGUUGCUACAUGGUGUGUGGGACAGGCCUGUAGUAUGGCAUCACUUCUAUUAGCAGCAGGAGCACCUGGUAUGCGUCAUGCCCUUCCCAAUUCUAGAAUAAUGGUGCACCAACCUUCUGGUGGUGUCCGCGGGCAAGCCACAGAUAUACAGAUUCAAGCUGAAGAAAUUUUAAAAUUGAAAUCUCAGAUUAAUGGAUUAUAUGUUCGGCACACGGGCUUACCAAUCGAAAGAGUUCAAAGCUCAAUGGAACGGGAUUACUUCAUGUCUCCAGGAGAGGCUAAGAAUUUUGGACUCAUUGAUAAUGUUCUUGAACAUCCACCCUCACAUGCGAUGGAGAAAGAAUCAACAUCAAAUCCAGCACAAAAUAGCUGAUUUUAAAUUGUAUGUGAUAUGAUAACUACAUUAACUGUUAUAUUAGUAAAUUUGACAUCUUAUAAAACUUAAUUUUUAGUUGGUUGAGUCAAUGUGGACAAGUGCUCUUAUUUAUUGUUUUUUUAUAGUUCCAUUCCUAAUAUAUUAUAUUUCAAACAGUU
Molecule: messenger RNA, 1142 nt
Organism: Leptidea sinapis
Lineage: Eukaryota; Metazoa; Arthropoda; Insecta; Lepidoptera; Pieridae
Gene: ClpP
Product: ATP-dependent Clp protease proteolytic subunit
Exons: 1
Coding region: 247-981 (244 amino acids)
Biological process (GO): protein quality control for misfolded or incompletely synthesized proteins
Cellular component (GO): endopeptidase Clp complex
Molecular function (GO): ATPase binding; ATP-dependent peptidase activity; serine-type endopeptidase activity
Source: RefSeq, a predicted model, not a curated record